AUGGCACCAUCGUCAUCCACACCGAACAAUAUGAAUACCGAAGAUACCCCCAACAUCCCAUGUCUCACCGUGACAGAUCUCAAAGACUCCUCCUCUUUUCCCAACCUCUGGUAUCGAAUACACGUUUUAGUUGCCGACCUCAAGAGCUUUGACAAACCAGCUUCUAAUAAACGGCUCGAAAGGAUCGUUGAUCCAUCUUUCAUCGGCGAACCGUACUUCACCCCGAAAGAAGCAGAUACAAUAAAGAAGACCAUGAUCGACGGCAAGGAAUUCACACAGUUCGUUAAAGAGGAACUUGAUAAGCGUCUCGAUCGACGUAGCAAGAAACGUUCCGAAAGCGGUGACUUUCGUAUCUGUGCUGCCCAUGAUCUUGCUCCUAUAAUGGCACAAGCAUUGGAUAUCGACUUGAAGCGGUUAGAGAAGGACAAAAAUUUUGCAAACCUGGUUGAGGAAAAGGGACUUCACCUGGGAGGGGAAAGCUGGAGUGGGUUGGAGAAGAAGUUAUUCUCUCCCAAGAAAAGAAAACAUUGA
This is a messenger RNA of Aspergillus oryzae RIB40, 531 nucleotides long. RefSeq lists its product as uncharacterized. The coding region runs from base 1 to 531 and encodes 176 amino acids. The transcript has a single exon. The record is from RefSeq and is a predicted model, not a curated record. NCBI's taxonomy places the organism in Eukaryota, Fungi, Ascomycota, Eurotiomycetes, Eurotiales, Aspergillaceae.